Molecule: messenger RNA, 1680 nt
Organism: Chironomus riparius
Lineage: Eukaryota; Metazoa; Arthropoda; Insecta; Diptera; Chironomidae
Source: the annotation of a GenBank genome assembly
AUGAUGGAUUUCGACACAACACGUGGGUUAAUUUUUCAUGGAUCUGUUGAGAAUUUACUUCAGGAUGUGUUUCCAAAGAUUGGCAAAUAUAACCCGAAAACUAGGUUCCUCAUCUUCUUAACAGGAGAAACAUCAGAUAAUAUAAUGCAUGAGAUUUUUUUAAAAGGAUGGAAUCAAUAUAGAAUUCAUGACAUCUUUAUAAUAAUUGAUGAAGAAUUUAAACAGUUUUUUCAGACCUUCAACUUGUAUUCGUACAAUUUAUUCACCAACAAAAAUACCAAAGCUCAACUAAUUAAAAUCGAAUUUCCAUUCAUGUUCGGCGACGGUUUAGAUCUGCUGGAAUCAUUUACAGAUACAAGAUUUAGUAAUUUAAAUGGAUACGCAUUAAAGGUUGUGCUAUUUCAGUUCUUAAUGGUCUGUAAAGGAGAAAUGGAUUCAUCUGGAUAUUUCUUAUUAGAAACCUUAAAAUUUCAAGAUGCUGAAGCACUUAAAAUACUUUCAAAGUACAUGAACUUUAUCAUACAAUUUGUUAAAUCAGCAGAUGGAAUAAAUCAUGGAUAUCAAACUAGUAAUAAAACAUUUACUGGAAGCUUGGGUAUGAUCGAAUAUGAGCAGGCUGAUUUUGCUGCAAAUGCUAGAAUUGUUGCUGAACAUGACACAUCUAACUCAUUAUGUCUUUUUCCAACAACAACUACAAAACUGAAAUUUGCUGUACCGAAAAAAUAUUGGGAUGAAGUUAAUAUUCUAGCAAGUAUUUACAACUUCCUUGAUAUCAAUUUAAAAGUUGCUAUAUUCACAAUUUUUAUCGUUACUCCAAUAUUAAUAUUAAUUUUUGAUAGAAUACAAGGAAUUAAAAAUUACAGCGUAUUUGAGUCAUUGGCAACAAAUUACCUAAUGUUUUAUGCUAUAAUGACAUUUGUAUCCGUCAAAUUACCUAAAAAUUGGACAUCAAGAUGGGUUAUUGGAGGUGUAAUAAUUAUUUGGCUUAUUAUUGGAAACAUUUACUCAAGUAAAAUGAUUGAAUUCUUAAAUACAAACUCAGGAUUAAAGCAAAUUGAAAGUAUUGACGAAUUAAUGGAGAGUGAUUUGUCUGUCAAAGUUCCAUAUCCAAUGGCAAUUUUAUUUGAAGGAAAUUUCAAAAAUACCUCAAUGGCUCAUCAAUUUAUUAAUCGAGUUGUAACAAAAUCCCGAGAAUUAGAAAGAAUUGGCAACAAGUGGGCAUUUAUUGACAUAGAGAAUAUGGGGGAUCUAAUCAGAUCCAAGAAAUUUGCAUUGCUUUUUUUAGACAAUUUAAUUGAGCAUGUAGAAAAAGUAUACUUUGACAAGAAUGGAAACAAUAUUCUUACACAUAUCGAAGAAACACCCUACGAAUAUUACUAUGCAACAUCCGUACCAAAGACAUCGCCUUUCGUCAAACGUUUUAAUGAAUUGUUGAUGAGAAUAUUUGAAACCGGCAUUUCAAAAUAUCAAAUGAAUAUGGCUUUGACUGAUAAUGAUUUGAUCUAUAUAAGACGUAUGAAAGAAGGAAAAGUGCCUAAUAAUGGUCUUAAAAGCUUAUCUCUACAGCAACUCUACUCUGUUUUUCAUGUUUACUUAAUAUCAAUUGGAUCAUGCUUAUGUUUUUUUAUUGCAGAAAUUGCGUUACACAAAUUUAAAAGCUUAAAAGUAAGUUUUUCGUGA